Fulvia fulva is the source of this 273-nucleotide messenger RNA. RefSeq lists its product as uncharacterized. Bases 1 to 273 code for a protein of 90 amino acids. The record is from RefSeq and is a predicted model, not a curated record. NCBI's taxonomy places the organism in Eukaryota, Fungi, Ascomycota, Dothideomycetes, Mycosphaerellales, Mycosphaerellaceae. The transcript has a single exon.
AUGACGGACAACAUCCCACUCAUCGACCUUUCCGACGAGCAACACAAUGACAGUCGCGAGAGCGAGAAUUGGCAGGAUGAAGUCGAGUCUAGUUCCAAGAAGCCGUUGAGCCCUAUCGCUCACGUUACGGCAACUGGCUUCCGAGUCCCGAGCUCGGUAGAACAUUUUCUUGCUCAAGAUAAGGGUUCGUCGCUUGUGAGCCGCGAAGAGGAGCUUCCAAUGAGGCCUAGAAGCGAAGCUUGGGCGCGGGAAAGUCGCCCAGCAACCGAUUAA